AUGGGAAUCACAAAUAAUAUGCGGUUUCAUGGUGAGAAGAUGGGCGACACAACCAUUGUUGAGAAGAUAUUGCGGUCUUUGUCACCGAAGUAUGAUUAUGUGUCUGCUCAAUUGAAGAGUGUAAAGACAUUGAUGCGCUCACCCCUUGAACUCCAAAAGGAAGAGAUAGAGGUUGAGGAAGGGAAAGAAGCAGCGAAGAUAGCUGGAAUAGAGAUGGUGGCCGGUUGUAGAAACCACGUGUGCGGUAACAAGUCUUCUUUCUCUCAUCUCGAUGAAAUUCUUCAAACUACUGUGUCUUUUGGAGAUAAAUCUACUGUUGAUGUAGUGGGAAAAGGUGAUAUUAGCAUAAGAAACAAGAAUGGUUUUGUAGAAUCAAUUUCAAAUGUUUUCUUUGUGUCUGCUUUGAAGAGUAACUUGUUAAGUGCUGGUCAAUUACAAGAAAAAGGAUAUAUGAUUACAAUAUCCAAUGGUUCUUGUGAAAUCUAUGAUCCUUUCAGAGGUGCUAUUGCAGUGGUUCCAAUGAGUUCUAACAGGUUGUUUCCCUUGGUAAUUGAUUGUGUUCAACCAUACUUGAUGGCUAAAGGGAAGGACGACUCAUGGCUUUGGCAUUAUCGCUAUGGUCAUUUUAAUUUUGGGGCUUUGAGGUCAUCUUAA
This is a messenger RNA of Hibiscus syriacus, 654 nucleotides long. RefSeq lists its product as uncharacterized. Bases 1 to 654 code for a protein of 217 amino acids. Lineage: Eukaryota; Viridiplantae; Streptophyta; Magnoliopsida; Malvales; Malvaceae. The record is from RefSeq and is a predicted model, not a curated record. The transcript has 3 exons.